AUGUAUCAGGAGAGAGACGUUGACCUUGCUAAUGAACAACAGCGCCAGGAAGAAAAUGACCAGCUCCGCAAGCAGUUUGCUGGGGCUGCCAAUGCAUUCCAUGCCUGGCUCACAGAAACAAGGAUGUGGCUUUUGGAUGGAGGAGGGUCUGCAAUGAUGGAAGGUUCAGGAACGCUUGAAGAUCAGUUGGAAGCCACAAAGAAAAAGGCUGUUGAGGUUCGCUCUCAGAAGGGACAACUGAAGCGUAUUGAAGACCUAGGAGCUGCCAUGGAAGAGAGACUUAUCUUGGACAACAGGUACACAGAACACAGUACAGUAGGUCUCGCCCAGCAGUGGGAUCAGCUGGACCAACUGGGCAUGAGGAUGCAGCACAACCUUGACCAGCAGAUCCAGGCCAGGAACAGGAGUGGAGUGUCGGAAGACGCACUCCGGGAGUUCAGCAUGAUGUUCAAGCACUUUGACAAGGACAAGUCUGGCAAGCUGGAUCACCAGGAGUUUAAAUCUUGCCUCCGAGCUCUUGGUUAUGAUUUACCUGUUGUGGAAGAAGGACAAGUUGACCCCGAGUUCCAAGCCAUCUUGGACAUGGUUGAUCCAAAUAGGGAUGGUCACGUGUCGCUGCAAGAGUACAUGGCGUUCAUGAUCAGUCGAGAGACAGAGAACGUGCAGUCGAGCUCGGAGGUUGAACAGGCUUUCCGGGCUCUAACAUCAGGCGAUAAACCCUUCAUCACAUCACAGGAGCUAUAUGCUAACCUGACAAGAGAACAAGCGGACUACUGCAUUGGAAGAAUGAAACCGUUUGUGGACAGAACUGGCCGGGUCAUACCGGAUGCGUAUGACUACGCUGAUUUUACAUCAUCCAUGUUUGUCAAUUAAGCAAAGAAGACUUUAAAUUAAUACUUAUAAUGGACUUACGUAUUGUGGUGUGGUACUUUCAUAUUCU
Molecule: messenger RNA, 940 nt
Organism: Mya arenaria
Lineage: Eukaryota; Metazoa; Mollusca; Bivalvia; Myida; Myidae
Product: spectrin alpha chain, non-erythrocytic 1-like
Exons: 8
Coding region: 1-873 (290 amino acids)
Biological process (GO): actin cytoskeleton organization
Cellular component (GO): cortical actin cytoskeleton; plasma membrane; cell projection
Molecular function (GO): calcium ion binding; actin filament binding
Source: RefSeq, a predicted model, not a curated record